Messenger RNA from Dichotomopilus funicola, 987 nucleotides. Its product is annotated as pinin/SDK/memA/ protein conserved region-domain-containing protein. Bases 1 to 987 code for a protein of 328 amino acids. NCBI's taxonomy places the organism in Eukaryota, Fungi, Ascomycota, Sordariomycetes, Sordariales, Chaetomiaceae. The transcript is spliced from 4 exons. Gene Ontology annotation, cellular component: catalytic step 2 spliceosome. The record is from RefSeq and is a predicted model, not a curated record.
AUGGAAAACGCCACAAACAAACGUAAAGCCUCACCAGAAAUCACCACAGACGAUGCUGCUGGCAAGCGCCUGAGGCUCGAUGAAGACCAGACACCAGCGCCGCCAAGAAACAACGCCGAUACCUUGACGGCCGAGGGCGCCUCAGAUGACUUCAAUUCAACCCGCAACGGAGAUGAAUCAUUCACGGGGAAAUCACCAGCAACGCGCCAUACCGACCGAAAUCCAUCACUCCGACGCUCACCCGCAGCGCAGAGACGACCGUCGGCAACCGUCGCCGCUGGCCCACCAACACGACACAAUGUGAGCCAGGAGGAGAAGAAGCGCGGGCAGCGGUUGUUUGGCGGGCUAGUCAGCGCGCUCAAUCGGUCCGCGUCCGGCCCGCAGCAGCAGAGGAGGCGUGAGAUUGAGAAGCGACAGCAGGAAAGAGCGCAGCAGCGGCGGGUGGAGGAUGAGAAGCGCCGGGCGGAGAAGCUGGCGGGGUUGAAGAGGAGGCGAGAGAUUGCGCAGGUUGAGCUGGAUGAGCAGGCGAUGAAUACUCGGCACGCGGCGAUGCUAGACAAGGCCCACAGUCUGCACACAAAGGCCGAGCCGAGACUUUACUACCUCCCGUGGGAAACCACGAUAGAGCAAGACGACAUUGUCGAGGACCAAGUCGAUGAGGCGGAAGAGACCGUCGCCCGUGAACGAGCGGACUUCAAGGCGCGCAAGGAACAGCGGCUCCGGGCGUUGAGCGUCAUACCCCGGCCACGAUCUCCCUCACCUCCUCCCCAGAAGUCGGAGCAAAAACCUGACCGAAAGCCGGAGCCGGAGCUUGAGCCGGGGCCGGGGCCGGGACCUGGGCCGGAAGCGGAGACCGAGUCAGAGGUCAAGCCAGAAACAAGCACAAAAGGCAUAGCUGUACCAUCACCAAAAACAGGAGAUACUACAGAGCACGACGAGCAAGGCGAUGUGGUCUUGCACGACGAGGAGGAUACGGUGAUAUACUAA